UAGUACUUGUCGACACAGUUCUCUGCCAUACAAGCAAAAGAAAAUUUUCAUACUCGCUCACGUAAAAUAUAUAAAAUUAUAAAUUUUAAUAGAAAAAAAUAAAAUUAAUACAUUAAAAAUACUAAAUCUAAGUUAAUUAAGUAUUUGCGUGUGUUAAGUGCAAAAAUUUACUCGUGAAAAAUGUGUAUUUGCUGAAAAAAAUGAAUUAAAAAAAGUGUAUUAUGUCUUUUUCGGCUGAGGUCGCCAUUUUUAAUUUUUCUGUAUUAAAUUACCUCAAAAAAGAAAAAGCAUGAAAAAAAAGAAGAAAUUUUCAAAGAAAAUUGUUACAGAAAUUUUAGCAGCAAAAGUAUUGAAAUAUAUUAUAAAGAAAUAAAAGUGUUUUCGGAAAGAGAUUUUUAAACCUAAAGUUUAAUAAAACAAAAACCAAACUGAAAUAGUUACAGAAAAAAAAGAACCAUGUUGUCUUUUAAAGAAUUUAAAGCCACAGUUUGUACGGCUAAAGUGGCUGGACCACAAAAAAAAGAAAUCAAAACAACCGCAGCAGCAACAACAACAAAAAACACAGACAGCGCCAAAGAUCACAAUUUAGUUUUACCGACAACAUCAACAACUGCAGCAGCAAUAGCUGCCGCCUCAUCUCCUUCCUCCAUCUCUAAUACUUCAUCCAACACCUUGUCCUCUUCAUCAGCAGCAGCAACAACAACACAUUUGAAAAUGUAUAAACUAUUUACAUUUAUUGAUGAUAUCUAUCGUGAUAUACGCCGUUAUAAUUCGGGACUUUAUAAGGAUUCUUACAGCACACAAUUAAUGCAAACCAUUAAUAAAUAUAAAAAUGGCUGCAAUGAAAUCUUUGGCAAAGUUUUAGAGUCCCCUGACAUGAGUUUGAAAUUGUCACAAAAUAUUGUACGCACUCUUGACAUCUUUAAGCAGUUGAGUACAUGUUUAUCAGAUCUGGAAGAAUAUCAUUACAGAGUGUGUGAGAUUAUGUCCAUAUUUAUAGUCUGUGAGCUUAGGCUAAGUGUGGAUGCCGCCAACACCCCCCAAGAACAACUUGCAAUAGCGCAUCGUAUUAUUUACAUAAUGCGCAGACACCUGGUACAAGAGGAAGAGGAUGCCACUCUCUACAAUAUUUUACGUACUUUAGUUUAUAUACCCAAAUUAUACAAUGCCCGGGAUAUAAUGUGUGCAAUAUUUGGUGAAUUUAUACCCAUUAAACCAGUUUCGGAAGUCAAUGUCUUGCCCGAUAAAUUGUAUAUGUUAUAUAUAAUUGUCUUCUAUCGUUGGAUGAUGAUGCAAAAAGAUGAUGACGAUAAAUUGCUGAUUGUCAACUUUGCCGAAAGUUUUAUGAAACCUUCGGUUUCUCUCUGCUCCAAUAACUUGUAUGGCUCUUAUUUGCCCAUGUAUACUACGCAUAGUACGGCUACUCGUACGAUUUUAAAUAAUUUAAAAUUUUAUCGUGAUAUACGUAAUGCUUCUAUAAUAGACAAUGCUCUUAAAACCAUUGGAUCUGUAGUGAAUCUCUGUGAUGACGAUGAAGAUGACGAUGUAAUUGUAGUAGAUGCCACUCCACCUGCCAGCGAUUUUGCCCAAAUUUUUGCCACCGCACAGUUGGAACCAUUAAAUGGUAGUAUGUCGAACAUUAAACUCGAAGAGAAAACUGUUAUUGGCACUGUUGAUUUGACCAUGGAGGAAGAGGAAACGACAAAUGCUCAAAGUAGCAUUAUAGAACGUCACGACAAAUGGUUAAAUGAUUUCCAACAAUUGGCUAAACAAUAUCGUGAAGCACAAUUACUAUUGGAGAAACAACAAUUAAAUAAUCAAUUGAUCUCAAAUCGUGAAAAAGAAGCUGUCAUUUGUUUGGACAGUGAUUCCGAAAGUGAGGAAGAGAUCUCCUCUGCUGUUGUAAGUAAGGAAACAACUACAGCAGCCGCCACAGCGUCAACACCAGCGGCAUCGGAAUCCUCUAAACCAGCUAAACAACAUAAACCCUGUGAAGAUUUAUUUGUGGAUAGUUAUCCUCUCACCACAACACCCAUACAUUGUGACACCGAUUUAGAGUCUUUGGAGGCUGAUGAUGAGGAUGAUGUAACAAAAAUAUCUGCUAGAUUUUUAAGCGGAAAUUUGCGCACUUAUCAGGCCAAAAAGAGCAAUCUAACGGAAACAGAAGAUAAAAACAAUACAAACAGUGAUAAUCAAGAACCAUAUCAGCCAAGAACGGACAUAAAUAAGGCUUACAGAAGAGAUAGUAUUCAUAUAUCCUCUUCACCGCCCGAAGGACAAGAGGAAAAUGACGAGGAUGAAGGUACUGAUGUCCAAGAUGAACAUGAUGAUGCCCUACUCAAUGAGGAGGUCGAUGAGGAAGAUGAAGCUAAUGCCUAUACAUUUUUGCCUAGCCCAAGUAAGAAAUCGGAAAAGGAAAUAUUUGCCAAGCAAAUACGACCAAUGGGACCUUAUCCCACUUAUAAUAAUAUGCAAGCUAAUGAUAAAGUAGUAUUUUCCCAAGCUCUAACACGUUAUCAACAGCAUCAACAGGAUAAACAUUAUUAUUCCGAUAGUUCGGAAGCAAAGAAGCGAGUACAAUUCAAUACCAGUCCCUUAGGACCCACCGUUCCUAGUUCCACACAUAAAAUGCCUCUCAAACCAGCUAUACAGCAACAAAAAUACAAAGCCUCCGAUGCUUCAGAAUAUUUUCAUUUACGUGACUUUGAUUGUUCUUCAUAUGCCGGCAGCGUAGCCGGCUCCUCCACAUCCAAUUCAACGUCUUCAUCUAUAAAACAUCAGGAACAGCAAGAAUCAACAAAUCAAAAAUGUAUAAAUAAACAAGAAAUUUUAAAAUAUACAACUAAUAACGUAAAAGAUCACAAUAAUAAGUGUUCAAAUUUCGAUAAAAAUUUAUUUAAUAACGAUAUUUCAUUAACCAAUUUUAAAAGUAACUUUAGUAAGGAACAAUUACACCCACCACACACACAACAAAGCACAACACUAAUUAUAAGUAAUACUAAGAAUAAUGAUAACUUUACCACUUAUAAACGCACUGAGACUUGUCAAUUGAAAUGUAAUCCUAUUUCCACAAUCACUAAACAAAGUGAUGAUGAUAUGAUUUUUAAGAAACCUUUGCCGGUAACCAAAAAAGUGUUAAAAUCAUCACCCAAACCCUUAAGGAUACAUAAAGUUGUUUCUCUAAGGAGGCAACAACAACAACAACAUCCUUAUAAUGUUAAGCCUAGAGAAGUAAAAAAGAGUGAAACUCCACAGUUAGUAAAUGAUGUAUUGAAGGUUUGCAUAAAGCAAGAAAAUGUCGACGAUAAUAGGGCUUUAGAAAAACCUUUAGCGGUUGAAAAUGUUAAUGAUAACAAAACACAAUUGGCUUCAACGGAAGAUGAUGUUGAAAUGGAUGAUUUGUCUAAAAUAAGUAAAUUACUUACGGAGAAAAUCAAUAGUCUAACAUGUGAUAAAACUGAAAAGUCUAAAGAGCUGAAAGGGACCAAUGAUUUGCUAAUUUCCCAGGAAUUGUCUAAGGAAAGUUUGGAUAAAGAAAAGGAAAGUGUUACUCCAAAGGAUUCAGAAGCAAAAGAAAUUUUAGUUGAUGAAAAUAUAACAAAACCAAAUAAACAAUUGGUGGAUGAAAGCAACACCAAUUUGUCAGAGGAUAAUGCCGCAUGUGAUGAACUAAAUCCUAUUAUAUUGGAGGAAAAAGAGAUUAGAGAGCAACAAAAUAAUACAGAAAAUGUAAACGAAAGCUUAGAAACCAAAGAAGCAACUUUAAAUCUGGACGAGGAUAAAAAUACUUCAAAUUCAAAAGCAGAACAAGAGGAAGAUGUUGUGAAAGAUACGGCAGAAGAACAGCCGAAGGAAACUGAACAGGAAACAGAAGACAAUUUGCAAACUAGUAGUAUGGAAGCCGAAGAAAAACCUAUCAGUGAAACAAUAACGAAAGAUGGUGACACUAACGAUACAACGGCAACACAGGAAUCAAAAAUUCUUAAUGAAGAGCAACAGAGUACCGCCAUGGAAUCCACAGAAACCUCCGAAGAAGAGGAUAGAACAGAAACUGCCAAACUGGUGACCAAUUUUUGUGCGGAAUUUUUGGCUGGUUUACAAAAUGAACCUUUACCUCAUGCUUUAAGUGAAACGGCCGGAGAAGAGGAAACAGGACACGGCGAUUCAAAGAAUGAUAAUGAUUUUGAGUUUGAAAAUAAUUGCUCUACGCCCAUUUCCAUGUGUCAUAUUGAUUUAGAUGUUAUGACAGAGAAUACCUCGGAACAGCCAGCAAGCAUGCCGUUAACACAGUUGGACGCAGAAGCUUGUGAAGCUGCUAAACUUUUAGAGGAUUUUAAUAAUAAAACUGAAGAUAUAGUGGAUAAUGCUUUAAAUAAAAAAGCACUCGACAGCAACGAAUCAAUUGGAAACUCUGUUAAACAGGAUGUUAAGGAGGCGGAUAUGGACAAGCAACCACUUAAAAGAUUAAGAGAAAAAGAUGAAGAACACGAAGACGAAUUGUUAAUUGAAACCAAGAAAACUAAAUGUAAGGAGACAGAUGAAGAUAGUUCAAACUCUUCUAAAGAGAAUGUAACAGCUUCCAGUAAUAUCGAAGAGUCCGAACACAUGGAAGAAGAUACAAAAAUUGAAGUUAAGGAAACUAAAAUCAAUAGCAAAGAUAACAAAGAUUCCAACAUAACCACCAGCAAUAGUAUCAAUGAGUUAAAGUUAACAUCUUCAAAAACUCUUAAGAAACAUAAGAAUAAUUCCAGCCACCCAGAGCUAACUAAAGAGAAGAAAUUGAAAAGAUCUAACAAGUCCACGAAAGUUCAAGAAAAAUGUCCCAACUUCCCAAAAUCUGAAAACGUUAAAGAAGAAGAUACAGAAGAAAAAUCUAACAAUGAAAAUACCCCAAAUGAAAAUCUAGAAACUAACACUGAACCAUUGUCACAGGAGCAUUCCCCGAAAGAAGAGGAAACGAGAACUCAACAAGUAGAAGCUUCUUUAAAUGAAAAUCAGCACAUGACCUUAGAAUUGGGCAAUUGGAAUAAGGGGGACAUGGAAAAUGAAACCAAAACUAAUGACUCUGAUAGCCAAGGAGUUUCAGCUAUAUUUUCCUUUCCAAAAAUCCCCAUUAUAUCUAUAUCGAUAUGUACUACACCAAAUAAUAAAACCUAUUUCAAAAUAUCAAAUCGUGAAAAUGAAAAACAAAUGAAAGAGGGAAAUAAUAAAUCCAAGAAAUCAAAAUCGACACAACAAGACUUGGAAGCAGAAACCAAAAAUGAAGAGAAAGUUGUAAGCACAAGUUUGGAAACGCAGGAAAUUGUUAAAAACCUGGAGGAAAGUAAUGAUAAUGCUGAAACCUUUAAUGAGGACGAAGAGGAGGAAGUUGAGGAGAAAGAUGACGAAGAAGAAGAAGAGGACGAUGAGGAGGAAGAAGAGGAGGAAGCUGAUAACAUGGAAAUUGAAAAAUUUAACCAUGACUCCAAUUCAGCCUGUUCUUUGCCCUUGAAAAAGAGACCCACACAAGCUGAACACAAUGAGGAAACAGAGGAUACUCAACUUACUUUGGCUACAACAUAUGAACAGCCACAAGAAAUAGCAGCCGAAGUAGUUAUAGAAGACACAGAUAAAGACAAGGAAACAUUAAUAGAGGUUAACCCGCCUGAAAUAAAGGAAAACUUAGAGCAAGAGCUGCAGCAAGAAGAUAACAAAACUGUUGAAAACGAAAAUCACUCCAGCGAAGCAACAUUUAGUUUAACUGCCCCCGAUUAUGAUGAUAAUAAACCAUCUACAAGUGCUAAUUGUUUAAGAAAAUUAACCGAUCCUUCCUCACCUUUCAAAAGACGUGUUCAUAUGCCGGUAAGAGCCGUAGGACAGCCUCCUAUACAAAUAGUGGCACCACAACUAAAAGAUAACCCUCAACCUUGUCUAGCGCCCGAAAAUCGGCCAAUGGACUCUCAACAACUGCCAACAGUAACACGUAUGCAGACCCAAACAACACAACCUUUGCCGGAAUCUUAUCCCGCCACUCCUAUGUUAAGUGUAGCUAAUGUGGAGAAGUUAAUGGAUCUCAAUCGUUUCAUUGAAGAUCUUUUAGCUUCACCCGAUGUCAUGACCAUUAUAGACAAUGCCAAUGCUUGUGGUUAUUAUGCCGAAGGUCAAGCUUACGAAAUGGAACGUAUAGCCAUAUUAGAACAUUACAAUAUAGCCAAUGCUAAGGGCAAUACAUCGGUCACCAAACCUUUGUAUUGGAAGAAAAGUGCAGGAGAUACCAUAUCCAUUUUCAAUGAUAAUGACAAUGAAUGGAUUGCUUUGCCACCUUCCACCGCCAAGCAAUUGCUUAAGUUAUCUUUUGUUCUGUCCAUUUUACAGCAACAGUAUAAAGUAAGUGAUGUACGCCAGCGCAUUAAUAUAGCGCUUACUUUCCUCAUACAAACCUCUUAUACCUCGAAAUUCAAAAACAACUCUAAAGCAGCCAAUUCUUUGCAACAACGUAUGCAAUUAUAUUCUAGAAGCAUAUCCGAAGCCACCAACAGUGGUCAUAACAUUUCACAACCUUUGCCUUCUGCCUCAUAUUUUCGUAUUGCCACCAAUAAUGAGGCUUUAAAUACAAAUUUCAAUGUCACACACAAUAUGGAUGCAGUGCAAGAUUUUCAACCCACAAAUUACUCUAAUAAUGCACCACAAAAUGAAAUAUCCUUAAACCAGGAGCCUGUAGUGAACGCCAAUCAAAAUUGGAAUAAUUUAAUUUCAUCUGUAACAAACACAGGACAGGUUGUUGAACAAAACAAUAAUAAUAACACUAACAGUCCCCAAAGACUGACAGAAGUUGAACAACAACAGCAACAAGUUCAAGAUAAACGCAACUCCUCCUGGGAUGAGUUAAACAAUGAUCAGCUUUAUAUCAAUCCUCCUUGUGCUACCAGUCCUCAAAAUGAAGUUAUUGUUAAUACCAAUGGUGUGCAGCUACACGAAAUGCCACAAAAUUUCCAAGAUCAACAGAAUAUUUUCAUUUCCAUAACCGAUGAAUCGGCUAACGAUAAUGGUGCUCUACACAAAUAUAAUACCAGGCAACAACAUCAAAUACAGCAGCAGCAGCAGCAGCAACACCUUAGAGCAAUAGGUGAUGAGGAACCCUCCUCCUCUUCUACUCAGCAAUUCUAUGCUAAGCGGCCUUGUUUAUCUAAUAAUAAUGCAACUGCUAAUCUAAUGCAAAAUAAUUUUUCCCGCAACAACGUUAUCAAUACUUUUGGGAAUCAAGAAAUCAAUUUACAAAAUCCUUAUCGCUUGCAACAAAAUCAGCAACAACAGCCAACAUCUUUAACAGUAACCAAUCAACAUUUAAAUGUUACCACCAGUCCCAGUUCCAAUUUUUCAGCGCAACGUAAUAUAACACCACAAAAUUUAGGACACAAUUUACCCAUAAAUAUCUAUAAUAAUAAUAGAAAUACAAACAAUCCCCUAGCACCACAACAACAACGUAUGAAUACUAGAUAUAACAACUCAUUUAAUGCUGCAACUACAGCGGCAACAACUCAACAACAAACUGCUAACAAAAAUUCUGAAUCAAAUUAUAAAGAAAUUUUACAACCCUAUAUAACCUAUUUGAUUAAGGAUCAUGAAAAGACCUCUAAACAUUUAUUGCAAGUUUUCGAAGAAGUUUCUAAUUCCCAUAGCAAUAUAGCAGAGAAAAAUAACAACAGCAAUAGUUUAAAUCAAUCGUCUCAAUUUAAUAGUUUAUUGCCUCCUUUAAUACGUAAUCCUCAACAGAAUCAUAUGCCGGGUUUACAUCAAUUACCCAGUAGUAGUGGCAGUGUAUUGCCCUCUUUAAUAAGAAAUCCUCAUCAGACCACAAUGCCUCAUAGAGAUUCGGGUGCAUUACAAGUGGUACAAUCAUUCCUCGAACAAACCCAAACCGAAUAUGAUAAUGCGCAACAAGCAAAGACAUCGGCAACAAUUUCCUCAUCUCCUACACUACCUGGUUUUGCUAAGGAAUAUGUUAAUUUUGUAGGCACUAGAGAUGAGAUAGUGCAAAAGCAUAAAUUGUCACAACAUUUGCCACAGCAAUUGCAGAAAAACCAUACUCAGCAGCAGGAGCAAUUGCAACAGGAUCCUCAACGCCUGAAUAGUGUUAAACGCAAAUGUCAGGAAAGAAAUGAUAGGUUAGCAGAAGAUUUAAAACGUAAAAUGAUGGAAUUUUCCUUACUCAAACAUAAUGUCCAAACAAAGCUAAUGGAAAAACAACAAGGUGAACUCAAAAAAGACGCCAACACCAACUCAAAUAUCAAACGUCGUGGUAGACCUAAAAAGAAUUUACUUACAACAGAAACUACAUCGUCUGCUUCUUCUACAGCAUCCUUGUGUAAUAGCGAUUCUAGUUGUGAAGCCUCAAGUCCUACAACAUCCAAGCAGAAGAAAGCAAAACAAACCUCUGCCCGGGUAACAAGACGUCAACAGAAUAAUAAUGAUUUAAACAAUACAAACACUACCACCAGCACAACCACCACCACUAUAGAUCAUGCCUACUUUAGGCAACGCACUGCAGCACGAGAAGCUGUCAAACAGCACUUAGCAGCAGCAGCAACAUUAUUUCGUAACAUAUUCGAUAGAGCACGAGCACCAUACCCCUAUAGCAGCGGACCUUUUUCACCCUCCUCAAUGUCGUUGGCAUCACACCCGCCUACACCAUCUUCGGCGACACGCAAAAAAUCUCGACUACCCAAAAAUAAAAAACCACCACUACGGCGACCCACCAUGGGUACUAGAGAAGAAUUGCAAAACAUGGAAGCGGCUACGGAAAGCAACAACAAAGGACUUUUUUCAAUUAUCCGAAAUCGGGAGGGUUUAAAUGAUGGCUAUCAAUCAAACGGACCACUUGGUGGUAUGCCUAGCAGCAGUUAUCAGGAGUCCUCAGAUGAGUUUUAUAGUGUCGUCUCCGAUUCUGAUAUUGUCAAUAAUGAACGUUAUAGAAAUGAUGCCAAAUUGCAUAAACGUUGUGCUGUGGUUAUAACACCCACUAAGGAGUUAAUACAAUACGAACGCAAACGUGAUCAAAUGUACAAUGAAAUAUUGCUUAAACAAAGACGAAAACUGGAGCUUAGAGCUUUGGAAAAGCAACGAGAAAAGGAACGUAGACGUGUGGGAAGAAGAGAGGAGCAUACGGAACAAACAAAGGGUACAGAGAAAGGCGACACUAGUGUAGCAAUACAAAGAGAUCGAGACAAAAAGGUGCGCAGAAAAUCAAGAAGUUAUACCGAGAUUUUCAUGAGUAGUGAAUCGGAAUUUGAAACAAAUUUCCAAGUACGAACACGUAGACAAAAGCAACAAACGGUUAAAGAUUUACAGCAGCCCUUGAAUAUACAAAUUGAAAUGACAGAGGCUACCACUAACUCUCUGCUUAGUCAAAUCGAUGCCCAUUUAGAGCAACCGGAAAAGAAAACAGAAAAGUUACAGGAGGAAAGGCCAAAAGUAACUAAUGAAGAGCCUGAGGCAAAAGAUAUUAAACAGAAAACUUGUGAUAUUAAUAAUGACAAAGGUCAAACAACAAAAAUGAGAGAACUUAAUCUUUUAGCAGAUAUAGCGCAGCAUUUAUCACCAUAUCAAUUAGAUUUACCUGAAACUAAUAAAACACCAACACCACCCCCCGCUAACUUAACAGAGCCGACAGCUACAGAGGUAGCAAAAGAAAAGGUUACCGUUACGGAGCAUAUAAUAUUACCCACAACUUUUGACAAUCUUUUGGAGAAAACACAAACACAAUUGGAUGUUAACGAGCAGCAGCAGCAAACGGCAACUACUUCUACUCCUUCCCCACCACCCAGCUAUGCUCAUGAGCCAAAACUUAAUUUAGCAGCUAAUUACAAUUCUAGUCCUAAGGCAAUGACUUUGCCACAACAACAAAAUAAUACUCCCUUAAUUGAAAACAAUGAGCAAACGGCUCCGAUGCCAAGCGAUGACUCGGUUAACACUAAAAAAAUCGAUGAAACUUUAGAAAAGAUUCUAGAAGAAUCCAUAAGUGUUUUAAAAUCUGUUACUAGUCCUGCAAAUAUCUUGAAUGAAAGCCCUGCUACUCCCGCAAGAGCACAGACACCGCCUACUUCUCCUGCACCUCAGUCUCUCAGUGAAACAACAAUUCCAAUAUUAAUAAGUAAUGUGAAAUCUUUAAAUCAUUUCGAAGAACAACAAGAGAAAGAUAACAGCGAGGAUACAACACAGCAUUUACUGUCGAAAACAACCGAAAUAAAGGACAAUGUUGUACUUAAGAAAACCAAAGAUCGGAUACAAGAUGCAACAAACUCCACACUUUUAUCUUCAACAAUUUUAAAUAACUCGGAAACCUCACUGCUAAACGCAGUUGCAGGUGAUCUCUCGAAUAUAUCUAGCGAAGCGGAUAUGUUACCGCAAGCUCUCAAAGUACCCUCGCUCAUGACUGCAGAUUUGUCGGAUAUUUCUUUAGAAUCGGAAAUUUCUAAACAUUUACCCGAUAUAGCAGAACCCUCACCGGUGGUCACCGACAUGUCGGAUAAUUCCAAUGAAUCACAUGUCUCCAAAGACUUUAAUCUUAACAACAGCUCCACCACCGCCGCUAUGGCGGCGGUAAUGUCUUUGCCAGAUUUACCUUUGGAAAUGCCCAAUGUAGCAACAACUAACUUGCCAGGAGAUACUCAUUUAGAUACAAUGGAAAGUAAUUUUCAAAAUCUAAACACUUCCUUAAAUACGCCCACCAAACUUAUGGGCGUAACACAACAACAACAGAUACCACAAUCUCACAACAACGAUUUAAAUACUCCCUUGAAAUUUCCCUUACAACCGGACCUGGAAAAUGAGGCCACAACAACACUACCACUUAAAGCUGUGUUAGAACCAGAAGCGGAUAAUAAUGUUACCAAAUUUCUGGAUUUAAUCUUAAAUAAAACGGUUACCGAUGCCGAAUCAGAGACACGCGAUAAAAUUAUCAAGGAACUUAAUGCAUUAACGGCUGAUAGCACAGCCACGCCAAGCGAAGCAAGUGAAAGUGCAAGUGCAAGUAAUGAGGAAAUAACAGCAACUCCGCCAUUAGAAAGUGAGUUUACAGCAGAGAAAUCGUUGGAGCUGGAAAACACAGAGUUAAAAGAUCAAACUUUGGAUGUAGCAGCAACAGCAGAGCAAGAAAAAGAGGAGCAGCAGCAACCGGCUAAGGCAAAUACUUCCUUGGAUUCACAACAACAAACUAAAGAAGUUAACAUGGAAAAUGCUAAGGAAACCCCGGCAAGUGCAAAUAAUGAAGAUUUGAACCCACCAAAAGAAACCCCUAAAGAGGAAAUAUAUCCCUUAGAAAUUCCUUUAACGAAGUCAUCAUCCUCCUCUCCCUUAAAGCAAACCUUCAAUAUAAAGUGUCGUGUACGACUUAAGCGACUGAAUAUAGAUGAACAUUGCAAGCGUUCGAAGAAAGAAACUUGGAUGGCCAUGCCCUUAACAAAAUCAGAGGAAGUGGUGGACAAAAGUGCAAAUAUUAACGAAAUGAAAAACUGUGAUAAUACGAAGAUGUCGUUGUCAACGGAAACGACAACGCCCUUAGUUAAAAAACCCUGCUUAAAAUACAACACAAACAACAAACGUGCAAAUGAGGUGGAAGAGAUUAAGCCGCAGGAGCAGUCAACAGCAGCUGCUGAAGAGCUGCCUUUGGCGGCCAAGAAAGCUAAACUGGAAAAUGAGCCUGCAAACAUGCCAACAACUUCCUUGGCUACAGCUACACAACAGCAGCUGCCAUUACAAAGCUCAGCUUUGGUUGUCGCACCAGCUUUAAGUGCAUCAAACUUAAGCCAAGUGAAAACUAAAACCAAACAGUUGAAAACGGUUACUUUUGAUUUAUCUAACUUAAAUGAAGAACUAAGGGACUCGACCUCUUCCUCCUCCUCUACCACUUAUCCCACAACUAAACAUAAAAGCAAACAUCACAAUGCACAUACAGCGGGCGGAGCUAUGGGUUGUUAUUUGAAAAGUAAUCGAUCACACAAAAAAUUACCCGAUAAUACCUUAAGAGCUGCCGAAACCCUACAAAUCUUUGUCAACACCAUCAAUGACAGUACACGCACCCCACCUCCGGCUGAGUUUAAUAAGAAACGCAGUCCCAUCAAGAACAAAUGUAUAGCAGAAGAUGAGACACCGCGACCACCACCCGCCUCUACGCUAAUGGGUACACCGCCUUGCAAGAAAUCCUGCACGGAUAAAGCACGCUCUCAAAUCAGCUCCUCUAAAUGUAAAGAUCAAUUGGUGUCUUCGUUGGCGGCACCCUCCAUAUCAACGAUUACUAGUGAUAUUACCACAGCUAGAAUCUAUACCUCUUCUCCUUUGGAUCAGACACUGCCCGAGUAUGAUGAUAAUGUCGAUACAGUGGCAGAUACGGAGCUUAUACUCCCCACAACCACUGGCAGUUUGAGGCGUAAAUUGAAAAGACCCAAAAAGUCUUUGACAAGACCCGAACCUGCUGAUGAUACCAGUACAGAUGAUAUUAGCAAUCAGCCGGAAUGUAAUGGUGAGGAUGAUACCGAUGCUGUGGUAGACAAUGAAGAUGAUGUGUUUGCCGAAGAAUUGCUACCCAUACCGGCAGCUAAUGAGCAUAUUUUGGAGGAGAUUGUAAGCGCCCGACCCACGCAUAUGGGCACGGGUACUGUUAUAAGAGAUGACUACAUGAAUAUAGAGGCCACGGCCACUGUACCGGUCUAUUUGUUUAAUGAUGAAAGCCGUGACUUGGCCACUCCGGAACCCAUACAAAGUAGUGGUGAUGCCAACACCAAUGUGGUGGAUUCUUCUUCGUAUUUAAACACCUCUUCAUCACCGGCCAAUCACAAUGCUAUGGCCACCGCCACGGCCAGUACCACCUCUUCCUCUACAACCACAACAGCUUUGGGAAAUUUAGAAAAAUCUAUGUUAUCACCCUCAGAACAUGAAGUUUCCUCUACCCAAGAAACCUUCUAUCAAACACCCACCAAAAGUAAACAAAAUGGUGAAAAUUUCGGCGAAAAAUCCUCCUCCUCAAACGCCAAAGACAAAGUUGGAGGAGGUGGCAGCAGCUGCUCAUCCAUGAACGGUAGUCAAAAACUAAAACCCGAUGAAAUUAAUUUUCAAAAUAAACAGCAAGAAGAUCACACCUCUUCCACUACGGGACUAUUGCAAAAUAAUCAAGUGGACACUACAAAUCAUUCGCCCGAAAUGUGUACUUUAACCCUGACACCCACAACCACUAGCACCACCACCAGCAGCUUAACGAAUAAUCGUAAAAUGCGUAAAGUAUCCACACACGAUGAGAUACUUUUCAAUGAAUUGCAACAACAGCAGCAGCAGCAGCAACAACAGCUACAAGCCGCAGCAAAUAAAAGAAAAAACCUUAGCUCUACCACCACAUUUUGUGCCGAAUCCACCAGUGAUCACAAUAAUAGUAAAACUAAAGUUAUAAACAAUAACACACUCGAAGAAACUAGUGUUAAAUCCAAUGGCUCACUGGCCAAGGAGGAUAAAUUUAAGAAACUCUUAAAAGAAGCCUGCAAACGAGAUAAAAAUCUAAGCUCUAAUGAAUUGGAAGUAGUGGGCGCCGCUGGUGGUUUAAUAGCAGGCACUAAUAUUGUGGUAGCGGGUGCUGGUGGUGGUGGUGGUGGCGGCGGCUCCUCACCCUCCACUACCACCCUUAUCAAUGAGGACAAAAUCUCACGUUCCAAGCGUAAAAAGCAAAAAUCCUCCAAAUCCAGUAAAUCGAAAAAUCACAAUGAAAGAUGUACAAAAAUUGUGCUUAAAGCUUCCAAAUUAUCAGCCCAUGUACCCGCCACCCCAAAUCCCCUAAUAAUAACUAUACCCAAAUCCAGAAUAUUACGGCCACCACCCACGCCCACACCGCCUACGCCCACAGAAGUUAAUGAACAAAUGGAAGAAUUCUUGGAUAUACCAAAUGCUAAACUUUUCACGGAAAAGCAAAAAGAAAAGGAAAAGGAAAAAGAUAAUGGAACGACAUUGGCGUCGCAACAGCAGCCACUGCAACAGCAUCAUCUAUCACCUUCUAAACAAGCACAAUCAUCAAAUUCGAUAACGAAAAAAGAGUGGCAUCAAUCAUCUGUGGCAGCGCCCACUAAAUCUAAACGUUCUCAUAGUCCGGUUAAUAACUUAAAGGAGUCAUCGAACCUUAAAACUAGUAUGGCUAAUGUUAAUGAAAUCAAGGAAGCCAAAGGCAAUAGUACAAGCAACAACAAGGACAUUAAGGAAAAGACUUCGACAGUGUCAGCAGUAAAAUCUGGCAAAGAAACCGAAACCAAGGAAAAGUCCGCGGGUUCUGCAACAAUCGUUAAAAAGAAAACUAAAACCAGCAGCAGCAGUCAUAGCAGCUCUAGCUCUACAACCACUAAUACUAACAAUCACAACAACAAUAGCAAUAAUAAGGAAUUAGUAUUUGUCAAGGAUAAAUAUGAUUUAAUUAAAAACAAAGAAAAAUCUCAUCAAAACAAUGAUAUACAGGAACAUAAAGAAAAAGUAAAGGAAAAAACCAAUAGCCAAGCAACUAAGCCUAUAGCUAAUACAACAAGCUCCAGCCAAAAUCGCUUACAUAAGAGUUCAACUAAGGAUAAGAUAAAAGAAAAAUCCCACAAGAACAGCGAAAAGUCUAAUAAUUUAAAAUUCAAUAUUUCUUUGCCAAUUAGCCAUAAACAUACAAAUUCCUCCUCUACAACACACUCCUCCACAAGCAGUAAUAAAACAAGCAAUAGUAAAAAUACAAAAAGCAGCUCCAGUCAUAAUUCCUCAUCCUCCUCCUCGUCCUCCUCCAACCUUACCACAGCUACUAAUGCUAUACAUAAAACUAAAACGAAUCUCUCUACAACAACGGCAAAUGCAACAGAUAAUAAUAACCUAGGUACACCUACUUCCACCUCAACCUUAGCGGGAUCCUCCUCUUCAUCCUCCUCUAGUACGGUGACAAUAUCUACGCAUCAUGUACGUAAAAAAUUAAAAACAAAGUAGCUAAGAGGUGGUGUCAUUGUGGUAGCUAAGGAGGAUUGGUUAAAACAACAAAAUGCCAAAAUACCAUUAAAAAAGAGAAGGGUGCUCAAUUAUUAAUAAAACAAAAUAACAACAACAACAAAAAUUUAAACAUAUUUAAUAAAAAAAAAUUCACAAAAAAAUAAAAAAAAAUAAUAAUAAUUUUAAAAGAAAAGAAAAUUAAAUUUAAAUAAAUGUAUAGUAGAGAGUUUAUUUUUAAAUACUACAACAAAAUACAAAAAAAAGAGAGCAAAUUAAAAGAGCAUAAAAAGAGAAAAGUAAACAAUUUAUUUAUAUAAAAAGUAAGAAAAAGGAAUUUUUUAAAUUUUUGUUAAAAUUGUUAAGGACUUUUAAGGUUUUAAAGAGCUUUAACACAAAAUUGAACUUUGACCUUGUAAACAAAAAUAGGGCUAAAGCACUAAACUUUUAUUUCUGAUUUUUUUUAAUUUUUAAAUAUUUUUUUUUAUAUAAAAAUCUUUUCAAAAUUUGCUUUUAUUUUUCUUAAAACAAAUUCGUUACUAUUAUUUAAUUAUUAAUUUAUUAAGGUUAUUGGAGAA
This is a messenger RNA of Lucilia sericata (common green bottle fly), 15539 nucleotides long. RefSeq names its product serine-rich adhesin for platelets. Bases 457 to 14964 code for a protein of 4835 amino acids. The transcript has 13 exons. NCBI's taxonomy places the organism in Eukaryota, Metazoa, Arthropoda, Insecta, Diptera, Calliphoridae. The record is from RefSeq and is a predicted model, not a curated record.